Triticum dicoccoides is the source of this 3841-nucleotide messenger RNA. Its product is annotated as probable LRR receptor-like serine/threonine-protein kinase At3g47570. Gene Ontology annotation, biological process: protein phosphorylation. Bases 317 to 3628 code for a protein of 1103 amino acids. Gene Ontology annotation, molecular function: ATP binding; protein kinase activity; protein binding. The transcript is spliced from 2 exons. The record is from RefSeq and is a predicted model, not a curated record. Lineage: Eukaryota; Viridiplantae; Streptophyta; Magnoliopsida; Poales; Poaceae.
CCGGGUAUGCUUAUUGUGAUUGUAUCCUUCGAUACUACAUUACGAGUCAAUAAAAAACGCCCUUUAUCAGAAAAAAAAACUCUCGCUGCUCAGUGCAUCAGCACAAUGGCCGCUUCACCCACGCCAAAAACUCAUCUUUGACUAGCACGUACACUCCAUGGCACGGCAAGGCGAUGGCUGGACCCUGGACAAAUUUGACUGCCUUGGAAAAACGUAUGCUCGCCGUGCCGUGCACGCGGCGCCAGAAUCAUGAUCAUAAAUCCACCGCCCACUCUCCCUACUCACUCCACACAACCAAACAGCCAAGAUUCAAUCAAUGGCCGCUCUCUCAUCACCUUCCCGUAUUCUCAUCUUUAUACUGGUACUACUACUCUCCACCGUCUCCGCUGCUGCUGCUUCUUCUUCUUCCCGUCUGACCAGCGGCAAUGGCAGUGACACCGAUCUUGCCGCGCUGCUGGCUUUCAAAGCCCAGCUCGCCGACCCUCUCCGCAUCCUUGCCGGCAACUGGACCACCGGCACUCCUUUCUGUCGUUGGGUCGGCAUCUCGUGCAGCCGACAUAGGCAACGUGUCACUGCUCUAUCGUUGCCGCACGCACCUCUCGUUGGAUCCGUGGCACCUCAUGUCGGUAACCUCUCUUUCCUUUCUGUUCUCAACCUCACUCUCACCAACCUCACAGGCCCAAUUCCACCCGAACUUGGCAGGCUACAUCGUCUUACAUAUCUUGGUCUUGCAAGAAAUAGCCUGUCAAACACCAUACCUACUACCCUAGGGAACCUCACAAGGCUCAAGUCCCUUGACCUAGGUUUCAACCAACUCUCAGGCCAGAUUCCCGUUGAGAUGCUGCUACGUAUGCACAACCUUAUGGUAAUUAAUUUGUUCAGCAAUGAUCUGAGUGGCCAAAUACCACCACAUUUGUUCAACAACACGCCUUUCUUGAAGGUCAUCAGUUUUGGAAAUAACAGCCUGUCAGGUCCUAUACCACACGUCGUUGCACGAUUAUCCAUGCUUGAGAUAUUGGACAUGGAGCGUAAUCAACUCUCCGGCCUAGUACCGCAAGCCAUAUACAACAUGUCCAGGCUACAAAUCAUGGCAUUUGCAUAUAACGGUAACCUAGCUGGAAUAUUUCUGAGCAAUCAAAGUUUUAACCUCCCACUGUUGCGCUUUAUUUCACUAUAUAGAAACAAUUUCGCUGGCCAGUUUCCAUCAGCGCUUGAAUCAUGCCGGUACCUAGAGGUGCUUGAUUUGGGUGACAAUUUUUUUGUGGACGUUGUGCCAAUAUGGUUAGCCAAAUUAUCACGACUCACCUGGCUUAACUUACAAUCUAACAACAUUCUUGGCCCAAUCCCGGCUGCUCUUAGCAAUCUCACCAGUCUUACUCGUCUCGAUCUCUCCAACUGCAGUCUAAAAGGAGAGAUUCCACCAGAAUUAGGUCUUAUGCGGGAACUCUCGUUUCUGUCUCUUACACGCAAUCAAUUGGUAGGUAAUAUUCCAGCUUCGCUUGGCAACUUAUCCAAAUUGUCUGUCCUAACUUUGCCAGGUAAUCAAUUGUCGGGACAAGUACCAGCAACAUUAGGGAAACUUGCAGCUUUGACCGUGCUUGAAUUGUCAAGUAACAAUUUAGAGGGGAAUCUAGACUUCCUUUCGAGUCUUUCCCAGUGCAGGCAACUCUGGUUCCUCGGUAUACAUAAUAAUUCUUUCAGAGGAGUCCUCCAUGGCCAUGUGGGAAACCUCACUUCACGGUUGACCAUUUUUCGAGCAGGUUAUAACAAAUUAACAGGUGGAAUUCCUGCAGCAAUUUCAAACAUUAGCAGCCUUGAACUGAUAGAUCUUCGUGACAACCUAUUCACUGAGCCGAUUCCCGAUUCCAUCGCUAUGUUAGAGAAUCUUGUAGAUCUUGAUCUCUCACACAAUGACAUGUUAGGCCCUAUCCCAGCACAAAUGGGUAUGCUUCGGAGUCUAGGACAGUUACUCCUUGAAGCAAACAAAUUCUCAGGAUCCAUACCAAGCACCUUUGGUAAUCUUAGUUUCUUACAAAACAUCGACUUGUCUAAUAACAAGUUGGGGUCAACGAUACCCCCAAGCCUUUUCCGCCUAAAUAAACUUAUCACAUUGGAUGUUUCUCACAAUUCCAUUGAUGGUGCACUACCAGAUGAUGUUUCUGGUCUAAGACAGAUUGAUCAAAUUGAUCUCUCUUCGAACUUCUUGGUAGGAAGCAUCCCAGAAUCAUUUGGACAACUUGAUAUGCUAACAUACGUAAAUCUAUCUCAUAACUCCUUCAAAGGCUCAAUUCCCGACCCACUGAGAAAACUAGGAAGCUUAGCAUCAUUAGACCUUUCAUUCAACAAUCUCUCUGGUAUCAUUCCCAUGUUCCUUGCCAACUUUACCUUCUUGACUACCUUGAACCUCUCAUUCAAUAGGUUAGAAGGCCAAAUACCCGAGGGGGGUGUUUUCUCAAACAUCACCUUGCAAUCUUUGAUUGGGAAUGCUGGGCUAUGUGGUGCUCAACGUCUAGGAGUGUCGCCAUGCCUUGAUAGAUCUAGAUCAAGUAACAAACACUUGCUAAAAAUUCUACUCCCAACACUCAUAUUAGCCUCUAGUGCCAUUGUCAUUUGCUUGUAUCUAUGGUUUGGAAAAAAACUAAAGAAGGAAAAGAACAAUGCUUCUGUUGAUACAAGCAAUGUUCCGGGUCACGAGAUAAUCUCCUAUCAUGAGCUCAUUCGCGCCACCAAUAAUUUCAGUGAAGAUAACAUUUUGGGUUCCGGAAGCUUUGGGAAAGUCUUCAUGGGAAGACUGAGCAGUGGUUUGGUGGUUGCGAUAAAAGUUCUUGACAUGCAGCUCGAGCAGGCCAUUCGAAGUUUUGAUGUUGAGUGUCGAGUACUUCGCAUGGCGCGGCACCGUAACCUGAUCAAGAUACUCAACACGUGCUCUAACCUUGACUUUAGAGCACUGGUGCUUCAAUACAUGCCAAAUGGCAGCUUAGAGACACUCCUACACCGGUCUGAGGGUACACGACAUGUGGGGUUCCUAGAGAGACUGGACAUCAUGCUCGACGUGUCAAUGGCACUUGAGUAUCUGCACCAUGAUCACUAUGAGCUGAUCCUGCACUGUGACUUGAAGCCUAGCAAUGUGUUGUUUGAUGAGGAGAUGACUGCACAUGUGGCAGACUUCGGCAUUGCAAGGUGGCUUCUCGGUGAUGACACCUCUAUGAUAUGUACGAGCAUGCCCGGAACGGUUGGAUACAUGGCACCAGAGUACGGUUCACUCGGAAAAGCAUCACGGAAGAGCGACGUGUUUAGUUACGGGAUUAUGCUUCUUGAAGUCUUUACUAGAAGGAAGCCAACUGACGCCAUGUUUGAUGCACAGCUAACCUUUAGGCAAUGGGUUUGUCAGGCAUUUCCUGCGGAGCUUGUCCAAAUCAUCGAUGGUCAGCUACUGCAAGGCUCCCCUCUUUCUAGCUGCAGUUUGGAAAAUGGCUCUCUUGCAUCUGUGCUCGAGUUGGGUUUGCUCUGUUGCAGCGACUCGCCUGACCAAAGAACAACGAUGCGUGAUGUGGUCGUGACGUUGAAGAAGAUCAAAGCUGAAUACAUCAAACAGACAGCAACAACAUCACGUAGUGCAACACAAUGAUCGAGCUCCCUUUUAGCCUGAUACUAUGUCAUCUGUAAGACUGCAACUAUGCGUGGGUGUAUUUGUUUCGCUUCUUUUGCACUAAGAGCAGCCACUUCCCUACUAGAGUGGGCACGAAUGAAUGUGAGUAUUUGGCAUGUACAACCGUUUGGUCAGCUUUUCUUUUCUCCGGUUGCGUGAGUACGUAACAUUCUUGUUUCCUUUCUAUCAAUU